GUGGUGCAAUCCGGCGACAAACCCGUAGCUCAAGCAGGAGUUGUGCAAGAACUCCUCGUUCUCGAAGAUUUGACGCCAACGAACGGUUCAUUCAUGUGGUUGUGAAGACCAAAAAUCCACAAUUCCAUAAAACAAACCCGAAGCACGUUCCUCUUUCUGUUAAAGAUCCUGCCUGAGCUCUGGCAUUGCAACUACUAUGGACGAAGUGCAGAUCGACCAUGAUGAUGUGUUGGCUGAAUCCGAUUAUGAGAAUGCUACGGUCUCCGUUAACGUUGUGGAUGGUGAAAACUCGGUGGGGGAUAGUGUGAUUGUGCCUGAGGUAGGCAUGGAGUUUAAGGAUUUAAAAGACAUAUUUGACUUCUACAAGAAAUACGCUUAUGCAAUUGGAUUUCCGAUUAAGAAAAGGAAUUUGAAAAAGGGGGAUGACGGAGAGUUGAGAUAUGUAACAUUCACAUGUAGCCGUGAAGGUCAAAGAAUCGGUAAUAGUAGCGGUUCCUUCAAGCUCCAACCAACAAUACAAAUGGGUUGUAAAGCCAGGAUAUCCGCAUCAUCAGAUGUUCAUGGGGUAUGGAGAAUUAACAAAGUCCACCUCGACCACAAUCACGAAACUAGUCCAUCGAAAUCUAGGUUAUAUCGAUGUAACCGAGAAUUGAGUUCACACGUGAAACAUAAGCUUGAAGUCAAUGAUUUAGCUGGAAUUCCGUUGCAUAAAAGUUUCAAUUCUACCGUUGUCGAAGCAGGUGGUUAUGAUAACUUGAGUUGUAUUGAGAAAGAUUGUCGAAACUAUGUUGAAAAAGUUAAGCGAUUAAGACUUGGUGAAGGGAAUGCCAUUGCAAUACAAGCAUAUUUUGCAAAGAUGCAAACACAGUGCUCGAGAUUUUACUUUAGCAUGGAUUUAGAUGAUGAAUCCCGACUACAAAAUGUCUUCUGGGCCGAUAAUCGGUGCAGGCAAGCGUAUAAGAAAUUCGGUGAUGUUGUUACUUUUGAUACCACAUACCUGACAAACAAGUAUAACAUGCCAUUCGCCCCGUUCGUUGGCAUCAAUCAUUAUGGACAGUCAACAUUACUUGGUUGUGGGUUGUUGUCGAGCGAAGAUAUAGAUAAUUUUGUCUGGUUGUUCAGAACAUGGCUAUAAUGUAUGCAUGGUCAGGCACCUCAUGGAAUAAUUACCGACCAAGAUCGGGCCAUGCAAAAUGUCAUUCGAAUCGUUUUUCCAAACACAAGGCAUAGAUGGUGUCUAUGGCAUAUUUUAAAGAAGUUGCCUGAAAAAUUUGGGUAUCAUGAUGGCAAGUCUUCGAUAUUUGGUGCUAUACAUGUAUUAGUUUAUGAUUGUCAAUUUGUUGAAGAAUUUGAGAAUGGAUGGGCUGCGAUGAUUAACAAGUACAACUUGAAGAUAAUGAAUGCUUAUCUAGGUUGUAUGAGAACAGAAGCCGUUGGGUUCCAUAUUUUUUGAAGACCACUUUUUGGGCAGGGAUGUCGACGACACAGAGGAGCAAGAGUAUGAAUGCGUUCUUUGAUAGUUACGUGCAUUCGAAGACCACGCUGAAGCAAUUUGUAGAACAGUACGAACGAGCACUACGAUGUAAGGUAGAGAAAGAGUUCCAAGCUAAUUUCAAAUCUUUUUCGCAAAUGGUCCCAUGUGCAACGCAAUACGAAAGUGAACUACAAUUUCAGUCAGUUUAUACCAUUGCAAGAUUCAGGGAAGCUCAGGAUGAGUUCACGGGAAAGGUUUGCUGUGAUGUCAUAUCUACUUUGGAGGGAGAUACGUUGACGACGUAUGAGGUGCGCAAGGAUGUUAUGCAUGAGGGGCGACGAAGGAAAAAAAUUCUUCGUCUCAUUUGAGAGAGAGAACUGUGACAUCGUUUGUAGUUGCCAUUUGUUCGAGUUUAGGGAAAUUCUUUGUCGCCUUUCAAUUGCAGUUCUUAUUCGUUGCGAUGUCACGUACCUUCCGGAGAGGUACAUACUGCGGAGAUGGAGAAAAGACGUUAGUCGAGCACACACCAGAGUCGCCGUGAAUUAUGAUGGUUUGAUCAGCUCUCCUGGGCAAUUGAGAUAACUAUGUCAUGAGUUUGCAAAACUGGUUGACCUUGCUAUAGACGACGAAGGGCGAUCGCGUGUGAUACUAGAUUGGAUAAAACUUCAGUGCAAAGAUCUUUCGAUGUUGAAAACAUCACACAGUGGAAGCAAUGUGAUCGCACAUCAUACUAUUCAAGUAGCCGAUCAGUGUACGACUCUCAGAACGAUGCCAGGUGAGCAUAAGAGAUCCAAAAUUGUCACGUAGAAAGGGAGCGCCCAACAAAUUGAGGAAAAAAGGUCCGCUAGAGUCGAGUUCGGAGAACACAAAGACAGCAUCAAGCAAAGGAAGGAGACCUACUGGACGACAUAGUGGUACGCAAGAGAGCGCUAUCCACGUUCAUGAAGCUCAACAGCAAAACAACUCAAUGUAGCCUCCGCCUCCUUGCCUACAAUAUUCGAUGCCAUCAACAUUUCCCGUCUCACAGUAUACUUUUGCUACACCAUUCUCGCAUUCAGGGCUAUUACCGAUGUCAAAUUACAUCGCACCAUCGUCAUAAAAUAUUAUGCAUAAUUCGCAAGGUCAACCAAUGCCAUACUAUCAUCCAUAUUUAUCAGACCAUGGAGGCUCAGGUUUGUGUAAUAAAUUCUAGUUAUUGAAGAAAUGGGAUGAGAUAUCUUGAUACCUAAGUGAUUAUAUUGGGUUGUGCCUUUUGCUAUAUAUUCACUGGUCAUUUGAUAUUUCUGCUCUUUCUAAUACUUUUAACUACGAAAUCCUCGAAUGCAAAUGCAUGGUUGAGAUAUGAUAUGAUUUACAUAAGAUCAUUGGAUCGAUUAGUUGGAUAAACAAGGGUAUUACAAACUCUAUAUUUUUGUUGACAGAUUUCAAGAGCAGCAGCUUUCAACUCAUAAUCUUUAGGAUUAUUCAAUUUCGUACUUUUCAUCAUUUCAUAAUUAUGUGCUUCAACUAAGGUCUUAAUUGCAUGGAGUAGCAUUUAUUAUUUUAGUGUUUCUUAAAAACUAUUAUGUCGCCAUUAAUGAAAGCAAUGUAAAAUGAAGAAAAUGCACUAUUCUGCACGUUCCCUGCAAUAUGGGCGUGGUCUGACCACUGUUGUCUCCUGGCAUAAUUAUAAUGAGAAGUGCAUGCAUUAACAAUCAUAAUUCUCUUCAUGAUAAGCUAAAGAAAAUGCAAUUAUCAAAAGAAAUGUUUCAGUCGAGAUUGUUUGACAUAUUUUUUUCAUAUACAUCAAAAUGCACGUUGUAGGAAAAAUAUAGCGUGCAUACAGAUACUAAGAUACUUUUCUUCUUUAAUCCUGUUAUGUUGAAAUUGCAGGCACUCUAUAAAGAAGUAAUGCCUGGUUUUGAUGUCUUGGGAAAAAAAAUCCUUAUUUCUCAACAACGUUUGGAAAUGGAGUAAAAAUGAAACUUUUGGAAAUGGGCAGGUAAUGAUGCAUUCAUUAUUACAGCACCUUCAUUUGCCACAAAUUGUAUAUCCAGUGUAAACAUAAAAAAAUUUUCCCCUACACAUGAUGCCUUCAUUUCCAAAAAAUCAUAAGAUGCUUUUGUUUCUUUUUUAGCAUAGGUUGGUGGCCUUUUUGUUAAUUUAAGCUAAUUCCCAGCUUCUUUAUCUGAUCUGCAAAAUAUAUAUAGCUGUUUUUGCAUCAUUUACUGAAUAUUGCUUGAGGCUUUCUUCUAAUACAUAGUUUGCUAAUAGGUUGCUAUUGUCGAAGACAUGAGGGAAUCAAUGCUUGAAGAUAUUUACAUGACUUGAGACUUACUAGGCAGGCUACAACAAUUUAUAAGACCUGGGAAUUCAUAUUUGGCAAAAGCGUACCCCCAGAUCAGUUGCUCGGGCAUUCAUACAAUUGUUAAAUGCUGUACAUUAUGUGGAUGGAUUUUGAAUGGUCUUAAGGAGUUCACUAUUGCCGUUAUGGUCUCAUUAGGCAUGUUCAACUAAGAAAUGUAAUUAAGUUCUGUCAUUUUUAAUAUGGUUGAAAGCUUAUUUGAUCAACCAACAAAUGUUUUAAGUUCUAUCACUCUUAAUAUGGUAUAAAGCUUAUUUGUUCAAUUAAUUGUUUUUAGUGUA
Olea europaea var. sylvestris is the source of this 4099-nucleotide messenger RNA. Its product is annotated as protein FAR1-RELATED SEQUENCE 5-like. Bases 197 to 1135 code for a protein of 312 amino acids. The transcript is spliced from 4 exons. Lineage: Eukaryota; Viridiplantae; Streptophyta; Magnoliopsida; Lamiales; Oleaceae. The record is from RefSeq and is a predicted model, not a curated record.